CAGUAUUUCUAUCAUCAACCAACAAACAAGCAAUACAUCCAAUAACUUGAACCUUUUCAUAACAUCUUCAGAAGCUUCAAAAGGAUUCAAACUUUCAAAAAAAAACUAGAAAUGGCUUUGGUGAGAAGUCUGUUGGGUGCAAAGAAGAUUCUUGGAGCUGCAACAAGCAAAAGAGCAACCUCGGCUGCACCAAAAGGGUUUCUUGCGGUGUAUGUAGGAGAAAGUCAGAAGAAGAGAUAUGUGGUGCCAAUCUCAUAUUUGAGCCAACCUUCGUUUCAAGCUCUUCUCAGUAAAGCCGAGGAAGAGUUUGGGUUCGAUCAUCCAAUGGGUGGCUUAACGAUCCCAUGUCCUGAAGAUACUUUCAUCACUGUGACUUCUGGGCUUCAUUGAUGAUUAUCCAUCAUUUUGUUCUUAGAAUUAGAGUUAGACUUGUUCCUUGUAAAUAGAGGAGAUUUUUUGUUACUUUUUCUUCUUAAAAGAAUUGUUUGAAAAAUGUUGGAAGUAAAUACCAUUAUUCUGUUAUAGACACAAUCAUGAUUCAUGUUA
Messenger RNA from Brassica napus (rape), 546 nucleotides. RefSeq names its product auxin-responsive protein SAUR21-like. NCBI's taxonomy places the organism in Eukaryota, Viridiplantae, Streptophyta, Magnoliopsida, Brassicales, Brassicaceae. The record is from RefSeq and is a predicted model, not a curated record. Gene Ontology annotation, biological process: response to auxin. The coding region runs from base 112 to 390 and encodes 92 amino acids. The transcript has a single exon.